GCGAAUCCUAUAAGGAAGCAACAUGGUGCAUGAUUGUUAUGCUGUACCGCGUUGUCCAGAAACCGUUAUUUACUUUAAAACAGUUUAAUAUCCUGUAUUUACUCCAGACAUGUUUUCAAAGAAAAAGAAGAAGCCACAGAUUUCUCCACCAACAAACUUUGAACACCGAGUUCACACUGGCUUUGAUAAACGUGAGGGACGUUAUGUGGGCCUUCCUCUACAGUGGGCAAGCAUUGUUGGAAAUAAUCAAAUCCUAAAAAGUACAAAUCGCCCACUACCAUUAGUGGAUCCAUCAGAAAUCACACCAACAGAAAUUUUGGAUUUAAAGACUAUAGUCAGAGGAGACCCAAGACUUAAUGGCAUUCCCAAAACUUCCAAUGUCGCACGUUCCAACUCUUUACGAUCAUCCAGCCCACCAAGAUUACGAAGGGACAACAGAGCCAAUGCAAAUGUUCCACCCUCUGUUCCUGAAGGAGAGGUGAUGAGUGUGCCACCACAUCAGUAUCCUAAUAACCGCCGUGAUGCUCGAGAUUCUGCAUAUGUAAAGACAGGUCUUCGAGAUGGGUCUCCAGCUGACUGGAAUCAGAGCCAUGAAGUGAGGGCGUCCAUGGGUCCACCAGGGCAGGACAUUCCUGAUUACAGAGGUCUGCCUCCUUACCACCAGAAUCACAUAGUCAAUGGCAAUCUGCCUCCACAGAUGCCUCACAACAACCUUGGUCCACCGGGCUCGGAAGGUCCAGGCCCAUAUAGUAUGGGACCAGCAUAUCCAAGUGUGAGACCUCAUCUUCAGACAACACCUGCGCCCAGCUCUGCAGGUCCAAGUGCACAGCCUGCACAGCUGCAACGCCCGAUAUCUCAACUUGUGCAUCCAGUUUCACACAGUAUCACCAAGCCUGUGCCAGGGAUAGGAGGGGACCAUCCCCGUGCUGUGACCCACCAUUUGCCAGAUCAGAAUCAGAAUGUGAACAUUAAGCCGACAACAUCUGUAGCCUCUGCCACUGCAGCAGCCAGUCAGGCAGUGGCAAGCAAGCAACACCAUGAGCAGCAACGACUCACACAUGAGCAAUUUCGUGCUGCUCUGCAAAUGGUAGUCAGCCCAGGUGACCCACGUGAGAAUCUAGAACAAUUUAUGAAAAUAGGAGAAGGUUCAACAGGUACUGUGUGUAUUGCUGUUGAUCGCACUACAGGGAGACAAGUUGCAGUCAAGAAGAUGGACUUGCGUAAACAGCAGCGGCGGGAACUGUUAUUUAAUGAGGUGGUGAUCAUGCGGGAUUAUCAUCACCCAAAUAUUGUUGAGAUGUAUGACAGUUUCCUAGUGCAAGAUGAGCUGUGGGUGGUAAUGGAGUUCCUAGAGGGCGGAGCACUCACAGAUAUUGUUACACAUGCCAGGAUGGAUGAGGAACAAAUUGCUACAGUCUGCAAGCAGUGUCUUAAGGCGCUGGCAUAUCUCCACUCACAAGGCGUCAUACACAGGGACAUUAAGAGUGAUUCAAUAUUGCUGGCAGCUGACGGCAGGGUAAAAUUAUCAGAUUUUGGUUUCUGUGCUCAAGUAUCACAGGAGUUGCCCAAAAGGAAGUCAUUGGUGGGAACACCAUAUUGGAUGUCACCAGAAGUUAUCUCCCGUCUGCCAUAUGGCCCCGAAGUGGAUAUCUGGUCUUUAGGCAUUAUGGUAAUAGAGAUGGUAGAUGGUGAGCCCCCAUUCUUCAAUGAACCGCCACUGCAAGCCAUGCGCAGAAUACGUGAUAUGCCUCCACCAAAACUGAAGAAUACUCACAAGAUCACUCUACCGAUUAAUCAGUCGAUUAAUCAAAGAAAGGUGUCUCCAAGACUGCAGGGUUUCUUGGAGCGCAUGUUGGUUCGAGAUCCUGCACAGAGAGCAACAGCAGCUGAACUGCUGCAGCACCCAUUCCUCCGGCAGGCUGGCACCCCUGCACUGCUUGUCCCGCUCAUGAGAGGCUCCCGACACAGCAAUUGCUGAAAGUAAUUCAGUGCCAACAGCUUUUGGUUCCAGGUAUCAUCAUCAAAUGUAGAUACACUGUUGCCAUAUGAAACAGUCAUUUCUUACAGUGUUUUAUUUUACUACAGUGAACAGAAAGAGGAAACAUUACUUGUAAGUGAUCAUGCGUCAGGAUAUUGUCAAUUUAUUAUCUUUCAUUGGUAUUUUGAGAGUAUCUGUGGAUAGUGAUAUUUGGGUCUCUCCCUUCUCUACUGAUACGCUUUAAAUUACAUCACACUCUGAGACCACAGGUUUCAUUUUGAGUAAAGUGCCACUGGUAUGCACUUUAAAAUGAUCCAUUCUGUUCAGUGGUCUCCAUCUGUAUUACAUUUUGGUGACUUUUUUUGUAAUAUUUGUUGGUAUUAUAAAUGUUAAGUUUCAUGCAAUUUAAAAAAAAAAUCAAAAUUUUUGGCAGCAAAAUGGUUAUAGAAAACUAUUAUUGCACUCAAGUGCCCAUUCAGUGCUGAGAAAAUAUAUUUAUAUAUAUAUAUAUACAAAUUGAAACGUAUGACUUGUUUUAGUGAGGUGGAGUUGUAAAGGUUUGUAAUCAUGUUAUGAUAUUAGAAAUAUUGUAAUUACAUUCUUGCCUAUGUAUAAGCACUGAAUUUUCUAUGCAUUUAUUUACAUCUAUAUUGAAACAGUUUAAAACAGUGCAGUAGCUUUAGGAAUGACUAAGAGUUUCAGUAUAUAUUUCAUUGUAUGCUCAAGACAAGUAUGGGUGAUAGUAUCUGAGUGAAAAACUGGAAUGUAUGAGAUUUGUAAAUCUGCAACUGUUAAUAGUGUAGUGAAACACAUGUGCUACAGAUGAUUCAUUAAACUGGUAUGGAUAUUCUGUUAGGUCUCAAAGAGUCUGAAAAUUGCAAGUGAUGUAAUCAUUCCCUUUUGUGUUGAACAUAAUAUGUGUACAGUUUAUGUUGAAACUGCAUAAAAGUGUCAAUUCUGUUCAUUAAAUUGCAGGAUUUUAUGUCUUUAUGUACAGAAAGUCAGAAGCGCUCAUGCAGAUGCACUCUGAACACUUUGAAGACAGUGAUGGUUUCGUAGCUUGUGGAUUGGCCCUUGAGUUCAGUUUGCUGCAUAAUCUCUAGUGGGAUUCAAAUUAGCUCGCUGUUGACCUAUUCAUUCAACAGAUGUUGGAAAACUUUUAAACUCGCCAGCUCUUGGUAUCUAAAUCUCUAUCAUCACACCAUUCUGUUUGCAGGAAAAUAGUAAAACUACUUCUCCAUGACAUUUAUUUUUAUGGCUUUAUCUUCCGAAAUAAUGGAAAUGUGAAGUAAAAGUACAUAUACUUACUUACUUACUCUUGAGGAGCUGCCAAUUCUGCAGCUACUCAAGAAUUUCCCAGCAUUUUAUGGA
This is a messenger RNA of Cryptotermes secundus, 3349 nucleotides long. It is a transcript of the gene mbt, whose product is annotated as serine/threonine-protein kinase PAK mbt. The record is from RefSeq and is a predicted model, not a curated record. Lineage: Eukaryota; Metazoa; Arthropoda; Insecta; Blattodea; Kalotermitidae. The transcript is spliced from 12 exons. Gene Ontology annotation, cellular component: cytoplasm. Gene Ontology annotation, molecular function: ATP binding; protein serine/threonine kinase activity. Bases 110 to 1978 code for a protein of 622 amino acids. Gene Ontology annotation, biological process: intracellular signal transduction; regulation of MAPK cascade; protein phosphorylation.